Molecule: messenger RNA, 726 nt
Organism: Pseudocercospora fijiensis CIRAD86
Lineage: Eukaryota; Fungi; Ascomycota; Dothideomycetes; Mycosphaerellales; Mycosphaerellaceae
Exons: 1
Coding region: 1-726 (241 amino acids)
Source: RefSeq, a predicted model, not a curated record
AUGGCUGAGCAGCAACUAAAAUUCAGCGCCAUCAGCACCCUUUACCGCUUCAACAGCGGUACAUACCGCGAAGCGCAAACGCACGUGAAUACCCAGAGGAGACGUGCCGGCUUUCUCGAUCUACCGCCAGAACUGCGAAACAUCAUCUACGCCCAAUGCCUGAUUGAGGACCCAAAUAUCGCGACAUUUCACGUGAGACUUGAGGGACAGAGGAUGCAUAGGUCAAGAUGGGAUAUGAGAUGGGAGGAAAUUUUGAAUUGGUCAGCCCGUCCUCAGCUCCAACCUCAACUACUCCGCACAUGCCACCAAGUCUGCGAAGAAGCGUUGCCGAUCCUAUAUGGAAGCAUUUGCUUUGCUUUCAGGGGUUCUGAAGUCCUCGAGUUCCAGCGCCUGAUUCCCAGGGCAAUUCCAUACGUUCGCUACGUCUACAUCAUGGACGCAAUCAAUAAGGCAGACCUAAAGUGUAGCAUACUGGCCGCUCACGGCUUCACGAAUCUCGAGAGACUGGAAUGGAAUCCCAUGUUUCUCGUGAUGCUCAACGCAGCUCCGCAUGCAGCAAAUUCAAAGGUUUUUGCGCCCUUAAUCCGCAACUCACGCGCGGCACGACGCCUCUUUGGGCUCGGCGGGCUGGAGGAUAAAUUUCUGGAGACAUUGGCUUGCAUUGGUGAUCCAGCUGGGCAAUGCUCCGCAGAGGUAGUGGCAAAGCUGAAAGAGCUCAUGGACUGA